This is a messenger RNA of Paralichthys olivaceus (Japanese flounder), 1805 nucleotides long. The record is from RefSeq and is a predicted model, not a curated record. NCBI's taxonomy places the organism in Eukaryota, Metazoa, Chordata, Actinopteri, Pleuronectiformes, Paralichthyidae.
AUGUCUGGUGCUCAGCGUGAUGUCACCUGUGUGUUUUAUUCCGUGCACGUGUCUGAUGUGUAUCUGUGUGUGUUUCCUGCAGAUAUCAGGAUGUCUAAAGCAGCAGAGGAGGAGAAGCCUGGGGCGGAAUAUCCAGGGGACAGUUCAGACUCUGACAGAAACAGCCCCGACGACCAGGUUCAGCCAAUGAAAACCAGCCCCUUCAGCCUCUCCCCCACAGCGGCUGGCAGCAAGGUAAAAAGUAAGGAGAGUUCAGAGAUGACCCACAGCACUGCUCCUCCUGCUCCUCCCUCCCAACAACAACAGCAGCAACAACAACAACAACAACAACAGCAACAGCAGCAACAGCAGCAACAGCACCACCACACACAGCUGAUGCUGGCUGGCAGUCAGCUCGCAGGGCUUGCCGCUCUCCUCCCGGCCCAGCAGCAGCUUCUCCUCCAGCAGGCUCAGGCUCAGCUCCUGGCGGCCGCCGUUCAGCAGUCAAACGCCGCACACGCCGUUCACGCCGCCCACGCCGCCGCACAGCAACAGGCCAACCAGCAGCAGCAGCAGCAGCAGCAGCAGAGCCAAUCACAGCAGCAGCAGCAGUCAACCAAACAGGAGCAAACGGUCCAAGCUCCACAGCUGACUCUGUCACAGCCAAUCCAGCUCACAGCGCAGGACAUCCAGCAGCUGCUGCAGCUCCAGCAGCUGGUGCUGAUGCCGGGUCAUCCUCUCCAGUCUCCUGCCCAGUUCCUCCUGCCUCAGCCAGCACAGGCACAGCAGCCACAGCAGGGUUUGCUUUCGACACCAAAUCUGAUCCAGCUACCUCAGCAAAGCCCGGGAGGACUACUGACAUCACCACCUCGCCUGGGACUCCAAGCACAGAGAGAGAAGAGCAUUGACGUGGUCGGCGGAAGCGGCAGCAGUGGAGGCCCCGGCGCCGGCUCAUUAGUGGCCUCCGGCAGCGGUGGCGUCGUGACGUCUGUGGGAGCAACCUCUGCCUCCUCGCUCGGCUCCAGCUUGACCCCUGGAGGCCACGGGGGUCACAUGGGCGAAGAACCCAGCGACCUGGAGGAGCUGGAGCAGUUUGCCCGCACGUUCAAGCAGCGACGCAUCAAGCUGGGAUUCACGCAGGGAGACGUCGGCGUCGCCAUGGGAAAACUGUACGGCAACGAUUUCAGCCAGACGACCAUCUCCCGCUUCGAGGCUCUCAACCUCAGCUUCAAGAACAUGUGCAAGCUGAAGCCGCUGCUGGAGAAGUGGCUGAGUGACGCAGAAACCAUGGCAGUAGACAGCAUGCUGCCCAGCCCCUCCUCUCUCUCCUCCCCGAUGCUGGGAAUCGAGGGGCUGCCCGGCCGACGCAGGAAGAAACGCACCAGCAUCGAGACCAACGUGCGAGUGAUGCUAGAGCGCAACUUCUGCACGAACCAGAAGCCUACCUCGGAGGAGAUCCUGCUGAUGGCGGAGCAGCUCAACAUGGAGAAGGAGGUGAUUCGCGUUUGGUUCUGCAACCGCCGGCAGAAAGAGAAACGCAUCAACCCCUCCAGCAGCACCACCCCUCCCCUGCCCAGCCAGACUUCGCCCAUCGUGACGCACAAAGCCUCCUGCUACAGCCCGCACAUGAUAUCGAGUCAGGGUCUGUCCCAGGUCACCACCAGCCUCAGCACAACAGCUGCCAGCUUGUCACCUUCAGCGUCCUGCCCCAUGACCCCCGUCAGCUCGGCUGCUGUCGGCUCCACCUCCUCUUCUGUGACUCCACCCCCUCAUAGCACAGCCAGCCCCGCCCCUCCCGGCCUCGGGGCCCACGGGCUCAACACCGG